Molecule: messenger RNA, 3000 nt
Organism: Linum trigynum
Lineage: Eukaryota; Viridiplantae; Streptophyta; Magnoliopsida; Malpighiales; Linaceae
Source: the annotation of a GenBank genome assembly
UACCAAUAAUUGGAACACGGGUUGGGUCGGGUUCUACGGGUUGUGUAAUCUAAAAUCCAAACCCAACCCAAAUGAGGCGGGUUGUACAAAAGAAAACCCUCACCCAACCCAAAACCUUCGAUUUAGCGACAAAUACGGGUGGGUUGGGUCGGGUUGGACGGGUGGGUCGGUUUGCGGGUGUGUUUGUUCACCCCUAGCCUGAAUGGGCUGGGCAUCGUUAGUAAUCAGAUUGAAACUGAAUGAACCGGAUUAUAUUGUAAGUUAACAAAUAUAUCAGACUGUUAUAUUUUGUACAAACCGUAUCCUCUAUUAUCAGAACGAAACAAAAAUACAUUUCCGUACAAAGAAACAUAACAAAAUUUCGAUUAAUAAUUUCAUUUUAUCCUUCUCAAAAAGUACUACCACUUUAGCAACUUUUCAUGCUUACAAAACAACAAAAGAGAAUCGCUCAUUAUUUUUUAUUAAUAUAUCUUAUAAUGGCCAAAACGAUAUACUAAACCACCAUCCUGGUCGAUAUUUCCAUAAAUGUCUAUCACGACCUAAACUAUUACCUAUAAAAACUAUUUGUCCCAAAUCGAAAAAUUCACCGGUAAGUUAGAUGGUCAACACCGUUGAAUGACGAUUAACAAGUCAUGUGUCACUGCAAAUUCUCGUAAAACAAGUCAAACAAUUAAGUUAAAACGAAUCAGAGCAGAAUUGUCAUCCUAGUUUGAUAAUGUUACGUUUCUUUAAACCGAGUCAUAAUUUUCGGGUAAAGCUCUAGCCCAAAAACUAACUUAGAAAUUCAAGUUAGGCAAGCAGAAGAAGCUAACGCGUGGGGUAGUUGUUGAGAUACUUAUCGUUUAGAUUUCAAUAUAUUUCGUGCUAUAUUUUAGGCCCGUAAUCUCCACUUUAAUCCCGAAACCGCCAUCAACAACUCCUACAAAGAUCAGAGAUCCACAACCAAAUUGGAAAAAAACAAAAAACAGGGGAACCGAACAGCCAUGACUGAAUCCGAAAACGAACAAAGCCCCAAAGCAGCAGCAGCAGAAGAGGAAGGAGGACUGCUACAAAAGCUAGAUCACUUGGAAGAUUAUUGGGUCUCUCGCAAAGCGCAGUUAAAGGCAAGGAAACCAACCUUAUGCUCGAAUCAAUCGCCGCCAUCAUCUUCAGGGCGGAACAAAAACAGGGGAGCCUCGUCAAUGGUGGAAAACUCUCCACCGAGUUUAACGGCUUCCCUCCAACUGGGCGUUGGCUCUGCUCCGGCUACCGGGAGAUGGAAAGUCAGGACCAACGACUUGGCCGUUGAGGAAGUUCUGUUGGAGCGGAGGGCCGCCAUUGUCGAUGGCCGUCUCAAGGGAAGGAGGCUGUUCCAUGACGAUCAGCCGGAAACAGAGGAUGAUGAUGAUGUUACUGAUUUUGUCGACUGGUAUGGUUCCCAUCCUGAUGAUAACCAUUAUCAGGAUGAUCAAAAAGGAACGGAAGAAGAAGGGUUUUCUCCGGAUUCUUCUUCGUCGUCGUCUUCGUUCGUGUGUGAUGAGUGUCUGAAGAAAGCGGCGGUGGACGUCGUCAGGGGAAAAGACAGAGAGGAUACUACUGCUGCUGCUGCUACUACUCUGGAUUUGGUGCCUGCAAAACAUGUAAUUCCGGAGAAGAGACGGUCACCGCCGUCGUCGUUGAUUGCUGUUUCUCAGGGAAGGAGAUGGAAGGUUCUUCUGAUGGUCUGCCUCGCAAUUGGUGUCGUUGUUGUUGCUGAAUUCUUCAUCGACGGUUACGGCAACCGUGAUCUUGUUCCGACUUAGGAAUUUUUAUUUACUACUGCUACGGGUGAGUUUAGGAGUUAAUAGGUUAUCUUUGUGUUUUGCAAUCAAAAGAAAAAGAACAGAGCACAUAAGUAUCCGUACCCUUACGAAUUAUUAGGAUGUACAAAACUUGAAGUUCAUGUUAUCAGAGGCUCCUUCCAUAUUGUCCUCGUCCAUCAAUCUGAAAUGUAGGUCUCAUCGUCGCUAUCGCGCUGUAGACAUCUUCGAUGUUGUUGGGAAACAAGAGACGAGCUUCACAAGCGCUUGAUCGUCUUGAAAAUUUCAGUAGUGACUCGAGCUCUUGGCGACCAUUCAGUUCUAGGUUACGACCAUUUACGUGCAUGUUCACUUGCUUCAGGACGGCUCCAGCAUUGAGCAAAUAUGCUAAUCGUAUUCAUCUCGUCUUGAUAUGCUACAAGAUCCUUGAUCUCGAGUUCCUCCAGAGUUGACGACAAACACUCUGGCACGCUAGCAGUUUCCAAACUCUCCCACAGCAUUGGUUCUCCAGAGUGCUUCUUCAGCUUCUGCAGAUUUUUCAUUAUAAAAAUCAAUGCCUGUGGAUGGAAGGAAAUACCAAUGAACAAACGGAACGUCUGUGGACUCACCAUGUCAAUGACAAGAGAUUGGAGUUUGGAGGCGGAUUUGAGCAAGGAGUGCAAAAUCCAGCUACUGCCUCCGGUUCCGAUUGUCAAAUGUGUCAAAUUGGGAAAGACAGGAAGUUUAACAUCAUCCACCUCCCACAGAUUAUUCUGAAAUCACAGGAUUAUCUCGUAUGAACGCAAUUCAAUAAUGGGCAUGGUGUGAAAAUAUAUGUUGCUUACCAGAGUCAUGCGGGAUAAGCACAUUUUCUUUGCAUUGGAGAUCUGAGUGAGGAGCCUCAUCAGAAAACCAGUAGCCCGUAUCAACGUUGGCUGAAUUAAGGCAUGACAAAGGGCUACUACCCUUAAACUGCAACCUUGCAAACUGCUUAAGAUAAAGAUCCUCAAGAUUCGGUGCUUCAAUAACAAAGGGGCACAACAUCACAUCCCUUCUCAUAUCAUCACCAAUCUUCAGUUUCUUCAAGGAUGGUAAGGAAACCUCGAUUACGUGCUUCUUGGAAUUGAAAAAAGAACUGGGUUUGCAACUCUCCAGAUGAGCAGUCUCAAGAACAGGGCAGCCAGAAAGGAGUGUACCUAAUGAAUCCAAGUCAAUCUCCACAGAACAAAGCUUCAAGAUCUUC